GCCACGCAUGUCUUGGCUGAGUCCUGGGGGACUCCAGCCUGCCGGCUUGUUACAGCCAUCUGUACGGCUUUAGAGAAGAACAUCGGAGCCUGGAGACAAGAAUCAGCCUGCAUCAUCAUGAGCUUCACUAUAGAGGAGAGAGGGAAACCCAACACACAGGACUACAGAGUCUACUUCAAGAACUCAGAUGGGAAAUACAUAUCUCCAUUCCAUGACAUUCCCCUCUACGCAGAUGAGGCAAAGAAUAUCUUCCAUGCAGUUAUAGAGGUUCCCAGAUGGACCAAUGCCAAAAUGGAGAUUGCUACCAAAGAUCCCCUGAACCCCCUAAAGCAGGAUGUGAAGAAAGGAAAUCUGCGUUAUGUGUGUAAUGUAUUUCCUCAUAAAGGCUACAUCUGGAACUAUGGAGCUAUCCCUCAGACAUGGGAGGAUCCAGGACACAAAGACGAAGACACAGGGUGCUGUGGCGACAACGACCCCAUCGACAUCUGUGACAUCGGAAACAAGGUGUGCUCUCAGGGAGAAGUCAUCCGUGUAAAAGUCUUGGGGACACUUGCACUGAUAGAUGAGGGGGAAACAGACUGGAAAGUCAUCGUCAUUAAUGUCGAGGACCCUGAGGCCGACGACUUUAACGAUAUUAAUGAUGUGAGGAGGCUGAAGCCGGGCUAUCUGGAAGCAACAGUGGACUGGUUCAGAAUGUACAAAGUACCAGAUGGAAAACCAGAAAAUCAGUUUGCCUUCAAUGGUGAAUUCAAGAACAGGGACUUUGCCAUUAAGACAGUCAAAGAUACCCAUGGAUACUGGCAAGCACUGAUAAUGAAAAAGACUGAAGCAGGAGAACUCAACUGCAUGAACACCUGUGUCACAGACAGCCCCUUCAUCUGUGCCAGCAGUGAUGCCAAAGCCAUUGUAGACUCAGCAAGUGCGUAUGGUGAAGCAAAGUCUAUCCCAAACUCAGCUGACAAAUGGUACUAUUACAGCAAAUAAUCAUCGAGGGACAGCAGCCAGCAAAGAUGAUAACAUGAUGUUGGAUUCACAUCAUUAAUCCAGUCAAGAUGCUGAAUGUAUUUAAGCUGUAAUUAUGCUUUCUGCUCCAUUAAAAAAGAGAGUUUUACAGAUAUAUACAUUUGCUAAAUUAUCUGGGCAAAAUGCUUACUGCUUAUUGUAGAUGAUCAGGAAUAAAUUAAUAUUAGAACUCUGCUCAGCUCAGUUACUGACCAUAACUGUUUUCUGAGAGGAUUCAAAAUGUUUGAACACCGACCUUAAAUUAAUAAAGCUUUUUUGUCAUGUUAGAA
Pygocentrus nattereri (red-bellied piranha) is the source of this 1292-nucleotide messenger RNA. RefSeq names its product inorganic pyrophosphatase 1a (gene ppa1a). The record is from RefSeq and is a predicted model, not a curated record. Gene Ontology annotation, molecular function: magnesium ion binding; inorganic diphosphate phosphatase activity. Gene Ontology annotation, cellular component: cytoplasm. The transcript is spliced from 11 exons. The coding region runs from base 118 to 984 and encodes 288 amino acids. Gene Ontology annotation, biological process: phosphate-containing compound metabolic process. Lineage: Eukaryota; Metazoa; Chordata; Actinopteri; Characiformes; Serrasalmidae.